CCAGCAAUGAGUUUUUGUUUGAAGUGGAAGUUAAAAUCGAGAAAUCUGGAAUCGGUGUUUGUUUUGCAGGGUGACAGUUAGCACUACAUUGGAAAUUAAAAGCAAUCAUCUGUGGCGAUGCCAAUCCGUCGAUAUUUUUAAACAUGUAGCUGCUAGAGGACUUUCGAAGACUUAUGGUAUAACGCAGAAGGUUUACCGGUUUAGGCAACAUUAACUUAACGUGCAAGAUAGCAAUGUCUAAAAGAGUCUAUGCCUGGGAAUUAUCAGAUUCCGAUAGCGAAGGUGAUUCGGAAUGUAACGUGAAUCCCAAACAGACAUACACGAAAGUGACCGAAAAAGAUAGUAACAUUUUGCAUGUCCCUGAAAUUGCCAAAACGAGUGUGAAUCAUGGGACGCUAUCUAACGCCAUCGUGGUACUUGAGGAUGACGAAGAAGAUGCGAAAGACCUACUUAAACCUCCGAACCGAACUGAGCCUAGCACACCGAGUCCAGGGAAAAAACGACGGACUCGUGAGGAGGUUGAUGCUGAUCGCGCCAAAGCAGAAGAGAGGAAGGCAGAAAGAGAAAGAGCCAAACAGGAGAGAGAGAAAAAGAAAGAGGAGAAAAGACUGGAACAGCAGGAGAGAAAAGAGGCUGCAGAGCGACUCAAAAGUUACCGACCUGAAAAUUAUGUGAAGUGUCUAACAGUGCGAAUCCAUCCAGUUCUACUGCAGGAUGGAAACUCGGAUGUUUUGACCGAGACUCUUGCAGAACUAGAAUGGAAGAGUUGUAUUGAGCCUCAUUCUCUGACUCAUAGCAUCACCUGGACACGACCCCUACCUCAGGAAAAUUCUGAAGAUGGAGAAGUUGAGGAUGAGCAGGUGCUUAUGGUGAUUUCUCUGUAUGAGUUCAUGGACGUAGUGACGUCAGUCAAACAGAUUUUGCAAGGUAACUCAAGUCGGCAUAAGGAGUCCUCCUCUCUGCUGACCGCACUGACGGACCACCUGAAGACACACACAGGCUCGGUUGUGACCAUGUUGGUGAUGGGUUCUAGCCAGCAUCGCAAACGGGGUUCAUGGUAUCAUUCUCACGGUGACCUGCGUUCUCAGUUAGGUAUGGAGGAUGUGGACAUAGAAGAGGUGCUCGUGUACCUGCAGCUUUAUAAGAGCGUGUGUGUUCACUUUCUGUACAACUGGAAGGAAGUCGCAGACCAGGUGUGCUCCUACACAAAGGCUCUGUCCAAACGCCCCUUCAAGGCCAUGUCCGAGUGCACAGAGCUGGGCUUCUGUGUGGACGGCUCGUGGGCGGCCGGUGCUCGGGUGGAGCGGGACGGUAAGGGUCUGGCCGCCGUGUGGAGCCGCCAGCUUCAGCAGCUCAACCGCGUCAGCCCUGCAGUGGCUACCGCAGUCACCUCAGCCUACCCCUCACCUCAGCUCCUGCUGCAGGCAUAUGAGAAGUUGGACUCGGAGAAAGAGCGGCGUGGUCUGUUGGCUGACCUCACAGUGAAGGGCAUGGUGAAGGAGCGGCGCGUCGGGCCCGAGUUUUCCGCUCGGAUCUACCGCAUCCUCACUACGGAGAACCCUCAGCUGGUGCUGGACUAACGCUCACGCUCUCUGGGCGGCUGCACGCUCGCUUUCAGAAUGACUAUAGCGGUUCAGAGACUAAAAUCGAGCUUCGCCUUUAGAAUGUGAUUUAGUGACGUCAGGCUGUGGAGGCACUCAAUCACACUUCUUCCUGUCUGUUGUUAUUACUCUGUUACUCUGGGUUAGAAAUAUUUUUUACGCAGAUUAUGUUCUGUCUCGUAUGUAUGUGAACAUAAGAAAGUUGUAUUUCAUUCAGGAACUUUUAGUGUUGUACAUCAAUAUAAAUAUUUGUACUUAUUUUGUAAAUAAAUAUGUAAUGUGUUGAAUUAAAGCAUAUGAAGAUAUUCUU
Messenger RNA from Sardina pilchardus (European sardine), 1911 nucleotides. RefSeq names its product probable crossover junction endonuclease EME2 (gene eme2). Gene Ontology annotation, molecular function: DNA binding; crossover junction DNA endonuclease activity. Bases 234 to 1580 code for a protein of 448 amino acids. The transcript is spliced from 8 exons. NCBI's taxonomy places the organism in Eukaryota, Metazoa, Chordata, Actinopteri, Clupeiformes, Clupeidae. The record is from RefSeq and is a predicted model, not a curated record. Gene Ontology annotation, biological process: replication fork processing; double-strand break repair; resolution of meiotic recombination intermediates. Gene Ontology annotation, cellular component: nucleus; Holliday junction resolvase complex.